UUGUAGUCUGUGCAUGAUAUACAAUCAUUAUCGGUUUAUCUUGGGAGAGACAACCCACUUAAGCAUAGAUUAAAUCAUUUUGCCUAUUCUUAUCCUUGUUUACAAACUCCUCUGAUGAAGCAUACAACUAAUCUGAGUGAAAGACUUUCUCUGAGUCAUACAACGUUGUCUAAAGAUGAUCGGGAAUUGUUUUCUGAACAUCGUUCACAGCAGUUACAACAACUGCAACUGGGAUAUUCCCGACCUAGAUCACCGACACCGAGUCAUAUAACUGCUUCUUCUUUGACAGCUGAUACUAAUCUCUCACAAAUACUAUACAAGUGUAAAAGUUAUAGCUAUAAUGAAGGAUUGAAUAAACAGUUAACAUCAAAUCAUCAUUUAUUAAACAAAAUAAAUGAUCGUCAUUAUCAUCAACUUCCUCCUUUACGUUGUUGUACAUCAUCUGAAUGUGGACAACACCAUGUGUCAACUAUUGUCUGUGAUGAUAAUGUUAAUGAAUUAGCAUUUCAUUUUGUGCAUGAAGUUGUUCUUAAAGCAGUACACCUAUUAAAUAAUGAACUAUUGAAAAAUACUAUUGAAUUAAAUUCUAAUAGUCAGCAUAACUCAUCAAUUCCAUCAUCAUCGACACCACUAAAACCGUCAUCAUCAUCACUAAUGACAACUGAAGGCGUAACACCGUCAUGGAUACAAUCUUUCAGUUCGGGAUUUGUAGCUUCCUCUCCAAACACAAAUGAUACUGUGAUGAAUCAAAUAUUCUCUGUUAGCCAUUCCACUUCUUCAUUAUCUUCAAUCGUCUCAAAAAAUAGUCAUCGUACUUCUGCUACUACUACUACUACCACUACUACUAACAAUACUGGUGCUAGUAGUACCCAACAUUUAGCCUAUAAACUUGUUAGUCAGUCUAUACUAAAAGCCUUAAAACUUCUAGAAGGGGGUAGUAAUAAUAAUGAAUUAUGUGCUUUCUCUGAUAUUGACACUUACAUUCAGCAUACAACAUCAUCACCGAAAUCGACAUCUGAAAUACUUCAUUUUGCAUCUCGGCAACAAAAUUCUCAAGGUGUAACUGUAAAUCAUGAGUCUGGAUUAUGUUCUACUUCCAGUAUGAUAGACAGUUGUCAUACAUUACCGUUGACGUCUGAUAGUAAUGCAACUGUAACUGAUGAUAAUAUCCACUCAACUAGUGAUCGAAAUGAUGUUAAUGGUGAUGACGACGUUGUUAUCAUCAGUGAGGAUGAAGAGGAUCCUAAUACAGAAUGUGAUUUGUCUACAAAUUCUACAAUAUCUUUAUCCUCUUACAUACAACCAAAAGAUAUGUCUUCAUCUAUUGAAUCAGACCAUCAGGAAUGCAACCAAUCAUCAACUGAGCCUGUCCAAAUGCAUAGCAAUACUUCAUUGUCAAAAUCAACUAAAUUAGUCAGUCGUAUUAAUAAGGUAAAUCAUAAAAAAUUGUAUGGAUACACAAAAAGUAUAGUUCUUCAUCUCAUCGUGAUGCUGCAUCACAUUCUAGUUCAUCCAGUGAACAUUUGAAUAUUUCUUCAUCACCUUCACAACAUCACAGUUGCCAUGAUCAUUAUCAUGCUGGUAGGUGUGAGGUGGUUGUUAGUCACGAUUUCUGUGAUAAACAACUUACUGGAACUCUUAGAAAAGAUGAUAACAAUAAAGUUGUUACUAAGGUAAAUUAUAGCAAUUAUCCAAUACUUAGCUUAGUUCCCUUGCAUGUGCGCAUAGCAUGCAAAUAAACUUUUUGUUUUUUUUUAAAGUUGAUAAUUAAGGCAUUUAGUUAAUUUGACAUCAGUACUAACUGAAAUCAUCAUCAUCAAGAAAGCUACUGAGGACUG
Molecule: messenger RNA, 1838 nt
Organism: Heterobilharzia americana
Lineage: Eukaryota; Metazoa; Platyhelminthes; Trematoda; Strigeidida; Schistosomatidae
Source: the annotation of a GenBank genome assembly